AUGCCUUCCUUAGACUCUCUUGAUUCCUUCCUCUUUUCUCUCAGCUCAGAAUUUUCUUCUCCUUUCGGAUAUUUCAUUCAAAUUCAGGGAUGUGUAAUCUGCUUAAUCCUAGCUUUUGGAUGGCUUGCAGCUGCUUAUGUUAGGAGAAGAGAGAUAGUAAGAAUAAAGAGGAGUAUAAAGAAUGGAAAUAACUUUGCUUUCAUUUGUCAUGAUAUCAAUGAACUUGAGCAUUCCAAUCAGGUCAAUUUGCCAAGAGUAACCGUAAUUAUGCCUCUAAAAGGAUUUGGUGAACACAAUCUCCAUAACUGGAGGACACAGUUCACAUCUCUAUAUGGUGGUCCUCUAGAAUUUAUUUUGGUGGUGGAAAGUACAGAGGAUCCUGCUUACCAUGCUGUAUCAAGACUCAUAUCAGAAUUUGAGGGUUCUGUUGAUGCUAGAGUACUUGUGGCUGGUUUGUCAACAACUUGCAGUCAAAAAAUUCACAAUCAAUUGGUUGGAGUGGAGUCAAUGCAUAAAGAUAGCAAGUAUGUACUGUUUUUGGAUGACGAUGUUCGGCUACAUCCUGGAUCAAUUGGAUCACUCACUUUUGAAAUGGAAAAGAAUCCUGAGAUAUUUAUUCAAACUGGAUAUCCUCUUGAUUUGCCAUCUGGAAGUUUAGGAAGUUACUGCAUCUAUGAAUACCAUAUGCCAUGUUCAAUGGGAUUCGCCACCGGUGGAAAAACAUUCUUUUUAUGGGGAGGGUGCAUGAUGAUGCAUGCUGAAGAUUUUAGGCAAGAUAACUUCGGUGUAGUAUCCGAACUUAAAAAUGGUGGAUAUUCUGAUGAUAUGACUCUUGCAGCCAUAUCUAGUGCUCAUAAAAAACUCAUCACUUCUCCUCCGGUUGCCAUCUUUCCUCAUCCACUUGCAAGUGAUCUUAAUUUUGCACGGUACUGGAAUUAUUUGAGGAAACAGACAUUUGUUUUGGAGUCGUACACCACAAAAGUUAACCAUGUGAUGAACCGCACAUUGUUUGGCGUUCACUGUUAUUUGUCAUGGGGAUUUGUAUUCCCGUACUUUAUGGCAAUAGUUCAUGUUGCAGCAGCAAUACAGUUUCACUAUAAAGGAUACUCUCUUGAUGAAACGAUCUACAAUUUUAACGGGUUAUCACUGGUGUACUUUCUAUUCGUAUGCACUUUUCUUGAGCUUCUUUCAAUGUGGAACUUGACAAGGAUAGAAGUUCAACUUUGCAAUGUUUUGUCACCAGAGGCACCUCCACUUUCUAUUAUUAACUAUAAUUGGUGUCUUAUUUUCAUUGCUAUGUUGGUGGAUAACUUUCUAUACCCUAUAUCUGCAAUUCGUUCUCAUUUCUCUCAAUCUAUUAAUUGGUCUGGUAUUCGAUAUUACUUGAAAAACGGGAAAAUCUACAAGAUAGAUAGAACUCCAACAAACAAAGAUAUGCCUCCAGUAUUCACAGACUUGGCAGGAAAACUUCUAUAUGGAAGGAUAGGGUUUCCUUUAAAAGAAUCUUUCCUGAGUUCAUUAUCCAAAACUUUUGCAAAAUGGCGUCAACCAAAGCGAUCUGAAUAA
Messenger RNA from Lathyrus sativus (Indian pea), 1566 nucleotides. Lineage: Eukaryota; Viridiplantae; Streptophyta; Magnoliopsida; Fabales; Fabaceae. The record is from the annotation of a GenBank genome assembly.